AAGUACCAAGAAUAUAGAAGAAACAUCAAAGUCAUCAAAAGAAUCUUUAAAAAAUAUCGAAAGUAUUAAGAAUUUAGAAAAAACUUUAAGAAAGAAUCUAAAAUUUGCCAAAAAAACAUCAAAAAUAUCAAGAAAUAUUAAAAAGUCUUUAGAAGAACCUCCAAAAAAUGCUGGAAGUACCAAUAAUCUAGAAAAAUGUUCAAAAAUUUGCCAAAAAAUACCAGAA
This is a messenger RNA of Dentiscutata heterogama, 226 nucleotides long. The record is from the annotation of a GenBank genome assembly. Lineage: Eukaryota; Fungi; Glomeromycota; Glomeromycetes; Diversisporales; Gigasporaceae.